Molecule: messenger RNA, 1720 nt
Organism: Lepisosteus oculatus (spotted gar)
Lineage: Eukaryota; Metazoa; Chordata; Actinopteri; Semionotiformes; Lepisosteidae
Product: retinol dehydrogenase 12
Source: RefSeq, a predicted model, not a curated record
UGCGGCUCCUGGGAGCUGGGAAGGUCCGACUGGAAAUUUAGUGUCAAAAAAAUACUCGAGGAAAGAGACGAGUUGCUGCCGGUUUUCCUGUUUUUUUAAACGCCUGUCGGGCUUGGACCUGCGGCGGGACUUCGGUGACAGGGGCCCCCUUCAGAUGCACAAUGCAUUCAAUAAGGAACUUCUUCUGUGGUCCGUGGUCGUCCACUGUGAGGCUGGAGGGGAAGACGGUGCUCAUCACCGGGGCCAACACUGGAAUCGGCAAGGAGACCGCGAGGGACCUGGCUAGGAGAGGGGCCAGGGUCAUCAUGGCCUGCAGGGACCUGGAGAAAGCCGAAGGUGCACAGAAGGAAAUUAUCCAGGACUCUGGAAACCAGGAAGUCGUCGUGAAGAAGCUGGAUCUGUCCGACACCAAGUCGAUCAGAGAGUUUGCUGAGCAGGUUAACAAGGAGGAGAAGCAAGUCAACAUACUUAUUAACAACGCGGGGAUCAUGAUGUGCCCUUACUCCAAGACAGCUGAUGGCUUUGAAAUGCAGUUUGGGGUCAAUCAUUUGGGGCACUUUCUGCUCACCCACCUGCUGAUCGAUCUGGUCAAGAGAUCGGCUCCGGCCCGCAUCAUUAAUGUCUCCUCGAUGGCGCACAGCUGGGGCAGGAUCCAGCUGGAAGACAUCAACAGCGAGAAGAGCUACGACUCGGGGAGGGCCUACGGCCAGAGCAAGCUGGCCAACAUCCUAUUCACGCGGCGCCUGGCGGAGAAGCUGCAAGGGACCGGCGUGACGGUGUACUCCCUGCACCCGGGCGUGGUGCAGACAGAGCUAGGCCGGCACCUCGGCGGGCCCAUGCAGCUGGCCAUGAAGGUGGUCAAGCCGUUCUCGAAGACCUCCGUGCAGGGAGCUCUGACCUCCAUCUACUGCGCAGUGGCGCCGGAGCUAGAGAAGGAGAGUGGAGGGUACUACAGUGACUGUGCCCCAGCAUCCUGCUCCAGAGCUGCUAAAGAUGACGAAAUGGCCAAGAAGCUUUGGGACUCCAGCUGUCAAAUGCUUGGGAUAUCAUGGGAGUGACAAUACGGAACUGGAACUGCUGUGGGUCAAAACAGUUUGUAACCACUUACGGUUAAUGGAGACAAGGAAGAUCUAGGACUGGAUUAGCACUUUAAGGCUGCUUAACAACUGCAGUGGAGUAUAGUGUUGUCUGCCAUAAUGACCGAUGCAUCGGAAAACUAAAAGAAAACCUGAUGCAAUAUCAGCUCAUAUUGGUUUGCUAGAAUAUUUUUCAACAUUAGGGCCUCUUUAUCCUAAAGAGUCUUUUUUAGACAAAAAAUACAAUAUAUAUAGAAGAGAGUUUUAUUAUUUGGGUGGGUGGGGGAAUUCACAGAAUUUAUGAAGAAAAUAAUUACAACAUACUGUAACAUUUUUUUCCACAACCAUGUUGCAGUUUAGGAUUUUUAUUUUGAUGAAGUAUACACCGGAAACCCCGUUUUACAAGGAAGUAUGAGAGUAUGUGGCUUAAGUGUUUAUUUUUUUCCAAAUACUGCGUUUUCCAGAGAACCGAAGCCCUCAUACAGAAAUGUAAAUGUUCGGAACUUUGGUUAUUUUUUACUGUUCAAGUUACAUGAUAUUCCAACUUUUGGGAAAAGAUUCUGGAAGUCCUUUGUAAGAAUAUAUUUUGGUACGAUCAAAACGAUUUUGCCUUAGUAAAUAAAAUGGUAUUUUACUUUCCGGAC